Lotus japonicus is the source of this 649-nucleotide messenger RNA. Its product is annotated as conglutin delta 2-like. Lineage: Eukaryota; Viridiplantae; Streptophyta; Magnoliopsida; Fabales; Fabaceae. Gene Ontology annotation, molecular function: nutrient reservoir activity. The transcript has a single exon. The record is from RefSeq and is a predicted model, not a curated record. The coding region runs from base 17 to 457 and encodes 146 amino acids.
UAACAUAGCAACUGAAAUGGCCGGUCUCAAAGUUUUUCUACUUGCCGCUCUGCUUCUGGUGGUGGUUGCCCAUACCGCCACUGCCACCGCCUCAUGGAAGGAGGAAGAGAGCUGCAAGAAGGUUAACCUGAAGCCCUGCGAGAAGCACAUCAUGCAGAGGAUCGAGCAAGACGAAGAUCAGGAUCAUCUGAAGAUGCGAGGAAUCCACUACAAGAUUCGCCGAUCCGAAGGGGAAGAUGAAGAAGAAGAACGUGCUGAUCAGUGGAAGCAGUGCUGCAACUCUCUGAGAGACCUUGAUUCGCAGGAAUGCAAGUGCCGUGCGUUGAACAAGAUCAUGAACAGGCAGAGCGAGGAAUUGGAAGGGAAAGAACAGAUUAAAGACUUCAAGAAAGAGUUGUUGUUUUUGCCUAUCUCGUGCGGGAUGCCUCCCCUCUUCGGAUGCGAGUUCGACAACUAGAAAGAAACGAAUAGUCACCUGUAAAUGAUAGCUUAUCCUACAAAUUAAGCUAUCUAGCAAGCUAAACGUGCAUAUGUAAUAAAGAAAAUAAUAAAGAUGAUCACUGAUAUGUAUGAUCAUGUUUAUCAAAAAGCAGUUUCUUUCUGUGUAUAUAUGGUUUAGCUUUGCCUAUAUGUUUUGUGAAAUCUUUGG